CAGAGCCUCAGUCACUGCAUUUGGGAUUAUCCGUUGGGAAGGACGGAACUGGGAUUGUUCUCCUGCAGAUCCUGUGGAUCCGCUCACCUCUGGAGUGAGAUCUGCUCUGCCCCCGGUCUUAUUAUCUCACCUCCUUUCUACGGUUAUCUCUGGCAACCAUCUCGCUGGCGGCUCUCUCUGUGCUUUCAGGAGGGAUCAGGAGGAGAACUUUAACUAUUGGAUGCCCACAUCAGACCACCCUGCCGCUCCCACCAGCACUCCCGGCACCUCCUGAGAUGAACAAGCUGCGGCAGAGCCUACGGAGGAAAAAGCCAACGUAUGUCCCAGAGGCCAGCCGACCCCACCAGUGGGGGGCAGACGAGGAGGCCGUGAGGAGGGGGAAAUGCAGCUUCCCUGUCAGGUACCUGGGGCACGUGGAGGUGGAGGAGUCGCGUGGCAUGCAUGUAUGUGAAGAUGCUGUGAAGAAGCUGAAGCUGCUCGGUAAGAAGUCAGUAAAAGCCAUUUUGUGGGUUUCCGCUGAUGGACUGCGAGUUGUGGACGAUAAGACAAAGGAUCUCAUAGUGGACCAAACCAUUGAAAAGGUUUCAUUCUGUGCACCAGACCGCAACUUCGACAAGGCUUUCUCUUAUAUAUGUCGAGACGGAACUACCCGACGCUGGAUAUGUCAUUGCUUUAUGGCCUUGAAAGAUUCGGGGGAGCGCCUGAGUCAUGCUGUGGGCUGUGCGUUUGCUGCCUGCCUUGAGCGAAAGCAGAAGCGAGAAAAGGAGUGCGGAGUCACUGCAUCCUUCGAUGCCAGCCGUACCAGCUUUGCCCGCGAGGGAUCCUUCCGCGUCACCUCGGGAUCCCAGCAAACGGAGCGCGAAGAUGCGAUGAAGCAGGCACAGGAUAAGAAGAAAGGUGAAGCAGCUCAGACCCAGCCUAUAAUUGCUCCACCCAACCCGGCGCUGCCAGUCCCACCGGAGAGUUCUUCUCAGCUACAAGGUCACUCAGGUCCGGCAGAGAAGGGGGACACUAGCGGCCAGCAUGCAAUCCCCCGCAGACACGCUCCCCUGGAACAGCUUGUGAGACAGGGAUCUUUUCGAGGGUUCCCAGCUCUGAGCCAGAAGAACUCGCCCUUCAAGAGGCAGCUGUCGCUGAGACUCAACGAGCUCCCGUCCACCUUACAGCGCAAAACCAACUUCCAGGACAAGAGCCAAGUCACAGAAAUGGAUCCUGCAGGACCACCGGAUCCAGAUGGAAUUACCGAUCUUUGCAACCAGAUCAAUAACUCCUUUACUAACAAACCUCCGGAAGACCCCUUUAUCAAUGGCAAUGGAACUAUGACCCCUCCUAAUGUGGCACCACGGCAGACGGCACAGAACGUCCCUGGAUGGACAGAUCAAGCAAUGACCACCCCAGCCCCUUCUAACUUUCAGAUGGGUCAUCGCCGAACACCAUCUGAGGCUGAGCGAUGGCUGGAAGAGGUAGCGAAAGCAGCCAAAGCCCAACAGCAGCAGCAACAACAACAGCAGCAGCAACAAGAGCCCAUGCCUCAACCUAUGGUGGCUGUGCCCAUGGCAGUACCAGCUGCUGUGCAGGCCUAUCCUGUCUCAUACGAUGCCACCCCUGCUCCCGUUGGCAUGUUUAUUGCUCCUCAUAUGCAGGCUGCCUAUGUACCUGUAGGUAGUUAUACUCCAUCUAUGGCCAACAGCAUGUCCUACCCUGCUCCCAGUGUGCCUGUGGUGGGUAUUACGCCGUCUCAAAUGGUGGCCAAUGUUUUUUGUUCUGCCACCCAAGUCCCAUCCUCCAACCUGGCAUGUAAAACCAACCCAUUCCCACAAAACAUUCUGCACUCUUCAACCACAAGCAUCCAGAACCCUGCCUCUUCCCAGCCACCUCUCUCAUCAGGACCAAAGUCAAACGGCACAGCCAAUGGUACAUGGCCUCCAGAUCCCAGCCAGCUUAGAUUGGCCUCCACAGCACAGGAGGUGGACCAGUUUGAAGCUCAGUGGGCAGCACUCGAGUCCAAGUCUCAGCAACGUAUGGCCAACCCUUUCUCCAAUGAACUUCAAAAAACUUUCCAGAUAGAAUUGUAGCCAAGAUGGCACCAAGUCUACGUAAACUGUGUUCAGGAUGAAGUGUCGGUCCAGGACCGGCCAGGAGGGUUUGCCAACUCCGCUAUGUCUACUAAGACUCCGAAUGCCAGUGGUGGGGGGUAGGGUGGGGGGUAUAACUGGAGAUCAUCUGAUAAAAAAAAAAGACCACAUCUAUAUUUAUGGAUGGGAUUGAUAGGGUCACCUGUUAUGUUGUAGCCACUGGGGAUGAGGACCGCCAGACCUGCUUAUUGAAUGUGAACACAAAAAUCUAGAAAGAUCUUGGUUUAUGGGAAUAAUGUAUGACUGGAACAUGGAGGUAGGAAACACGAGAGUUCUAAGAACAGCAGAAUGGUUAUGUAGGUGCAGAGGAGGUUUGAGGUAAGUGAUAGCGAGGCACUGAGGUGGGAUAUGUUGGACGUGGGGCGGAUGUCACUCACAUCAUUGCAUAGUUUUACCCCACAGUGGGCACGCUGCCCAUACCGCUGCCCGUGGGGGCGCUCUUUCUGUCGCUGGGUCUUCUAUCAGGUCUUAUUAUUUAUUUGUAUAUACUGCUGGUCUGUUCUAAAUUAUUCAUCUAGAGGAGCUUCCAAGCCUCUGCUGCCUCCUGCUGGAAGAGCGUGGAACUUGCACACACAGCUAUAGACGCACACAUUUAGGGGAGUAUUUCACCCAUAUGAAGUGAUGGCAUCUCGGUAGGCAUCACAUGCUGAUUGUGGGGUUUCAAUCUCCGGCACACAAAGUGAUUGGGCUGCGGCGUUCUGGAUUUUUCCCUGCAUCGUGCCAGGGCCUUCUAGGCAAGUGCAGCUCAGUGCAAUUUAGUUGGCAUGGGACUGAGUGGUUGGACCCACACCUAUUGGCAAGUGAUGGCAUACCCAGCGAUAUGCUGCCACUGCAAUACCAACUGGACAGAAUCAGCAAUUAUAUUUAGCCAGGAUCAGAAAGCAAAGAAGUCCAUGGCACCUACAUAAAUGGCGCUCGUGUAUCCAUUUAUCCAUGUUAUAAAGUGGCGCACUUUUCUUCCGCGCUUUAGACUUCUUCUUGCUUGUGUCGGUGACGCACCGGGCAUCCAGGCUUCUCAUUUCCAGGAUUUAACCCUUCAUGGCUGCGUCUGUGGGCGGCUGCGCAGCGUGCAUCCUCUGCACAUAGAGGAGGCAGAUGUUAUUGGUGGCCUCAUAUUGGCUCUGACCACAAUAAUGGCCGCCUCCUUUAUGGACCGGGGAGGGAAGCUUCACUGUUUCAUCUCAUUUCUUUGUGCCAAAUCAUAAUUCGUGUCAUUUGUGACCAAACCGUCGAUCGCAGCAUAGACGAUUAUACUUCUUGUAUAGACCCAGUUACCUUUUAUGUUUCUUUUUGUAGCUUUAUGUUUUAUUUGUAUUUUUUUUAUAUAUAUAUAUAUAUAAAUGUAACUUAUAUGCCAAAUGUAUUCCAUAUUUAAUAUAUAUUUUCCUAGUUCUGUUGCAUUUGUUAAAAUUAACUUUUGGAAAUGGAAGUUGACUAAAUUGGGAGAUAGCCGGAGAAGUCGCGUCAAGGUCCAUUACAGAUUUGUUUCUCCACCUUUGGCCACUUACUACAGAUCUGUAUAGGGAAUAUGGAUUACUAUGCUCCCCAUGCAGAUACAUGCAACUUUCUUUGCUUUUUUUCAGACCCAACAGCAUGGGCGAACCCAUGGUGAGCAUACUUACCUGACCCCAGCCACUGCGUUCCGCCUCCCUCGCUCCACCUCGAGCACCACUGGUACUGUAGCUACCCGCUUCAACAUGGUGGUUGACCGCCACAGCCAAUGUCUUGUUGCAGCAGUGACAAGUAACCCAUGUGUCACAUGACCCAAUGACAUGACACAUCACCGUCAUAGCCAGCAGCAGUCACGUGACCUGUGUCGAACAGGAUGUUGAUGCAGGUAGAUACGACAUCAGCAACGUACAAUGGGGAGCAAUGGAGCCGGAACCCAUGCUCACCACCACAGGUCCGGCCACAGUGUUGGGUAUGGAAAAAAGCACAAGAAAGGUGGACAACCCCUUUAAUGGUACAUGCACAGUGCACUUUUUUGCUGUGUUACCGCGCCAAAAUCCACAGGUGUUACUUGUGGAUUUUGUCACGGACUAUGACAUGGAUUUGCCCAAGAUCUCAUGCUUUGCAUUGCAAAUCUGCACAAACAAUUGACAUGCCACAGAUUGGAAAAUCCGCAGUUUCUGCGCAGAAAAUUACCACACCGUGUACAUGAGAUGUUAAAAACCUCAUCCACCACUACUGUAUUACACUGUGAAUUUUCUGAAUGGAAAUCUGCACGCAUGUGGCUAAAUUCAUCCAAGAAGUGGUCAAAUGUGGAAAAAAAAUGCUAUUUUGCACAAUAGUUUUUCGUCAUCUGAAUUUUACUCAACAAAGACUUCUAGACAAUUAAAGGGGUUGCAUGGGACUAGAUAAACAUGGCUGCCUCCUUCCAGAAACAGCGCCACACCUGUCCGCAGGUUGUGUCAGAUGUUGCCGCAACUCUGCAUGCUUGAACUGAACAAGGUUGAGCUGCCGUACCACACACAACCUGUGGUCAAGUGUGGAGCUGCUUUUGGAAGAAAGCUGCCAUGUUUAUCUAAUUCUGUGCAACCCUGAAUCUGUCCGAACUACAAGAGCAAGCGCUGGUCUAAAAGGUAUAAAGAGCUGCAGGACCUGUUGGGCCACCGCUCCCUUCACUUCUAUGGGACUGAUGUCGACAGUCCUCCGAACUUGUAGAAAUGAAAGGAGCGGUGGACUGGCAUGCGCACUCAGUGACCCCCAUUUCCAGUAUGCAUGGGGUCCCAGUGGUCAGACCCCCCAGCGAUCCUACAUUUUAUGACUUAUCCUGUGGAUAGAUGAUAUUCGGGAGAUCAUCCCUUGAAUGUCAUACAGGUAGUUGACCAAUGUCCCGUCCUAGAUAGUGUCCUACUGAAGAAACUCCCAGAAGGACAAAAACUUAACUAAAUUAUCAUGAAAACAAGUAAAGAAGGGCAAGUAAAAUGAAAUGGGUCCCCAAAAAUAGCUUGGGGACCCCCGUUACCCUUUAUUAUGCCAUGUGGCAUAAGACCAGGUGUGUCUCCCACCAGCAUCUCCUGAUGAAGUUCUAACCAUUGAUUGACCGCAGUGGUCUUCUUGCUCUACCCCAUCAUAGACAAUGUGAAAUGGCACGUAUUCUUCACCUGUCUUGCUGAGAGGGAUCACUUGACCAGUUCCAUGGUGAUCUAGUAGAUUUGCCUGGGGACAGAUUCUUUUUACAGCCUGCCAUCAUCUUGGAUCAUCUCAUAAUUUGUGUAGACCGCCAAUGUUCUUGUGAUGUCAUUUGAUAAACCUUAAGUGAAUGUCUGCCCUUGAACGCAACAUAUUUUUCUCUAAAUAGAUUAAAAAUUCUGUGCCGAUUAAUGUCUUAAAGCUGUCAGCAGGAUCAACCCAAUUCACCCACACCUACUGCCUGGUAGAGUUGAUCCUGCUGAUUAUGGUGUUCCGGUGCCAAACUUCUGCUUUCCAGAACGCUGCUAGUUUCACACAUUCCUAUUGUGCAGUCAGCGCCGGGACGCUUGUGCAGUAAUGAGCUGUUAACUGUGCAUGUGCCGGAAGCUCUGCUUCUACUACUAAGCUGGCCUGCAAUGUACAUGACGUUUGUUAUAACGCCCGCACAUUCGCCUGGACCAGAAAACAGACUAGUGAAUCUGGAACAGCAUGUCAGCGGUAGUGAAGAAAACGAGGUUAGGGCCGCUUAUUAAAUGUCUGAUAGGCGUGGGUUCCACCCCUGGUCCUUUCUCAAGAACGGGGCCCCUCUAUGCUCUCCAUUCAUUGCUAUUGGACUUUGAAAAUAGUGUAGCGAGUGCAAGGACAAGAGGACACUGCGCAUGCACGGCCACCUCUUCAAUCAAUUUUUUUUUCGGAAGUUCCAUAGCAGUGAAUGGAGAAAGACACAUAUGCUCGGCUUUCCAUCUUUAAAGAUCUUCCAUUAUACUUGAACUCACUUAUAUAAAAAUCCACAAAAAUUGAAGGCCCCGGACUGAGAAGCCAUUUUAUUUUUCAUGCUACACCGCCAUCUACUGGUCACGAAGAGAAAUUUCAGUCAAAGUCUUUAUGUAUAUAUAUAUAUAUAUUAUCUGCAAUAUACGUGUCUGGCCAAUACCAAUAAUGGGCCAUUUUCUUGCUGUUCCCCUAGGGCAGAGUUUACAAUGAUAUCUACUCUUUAAAAAAAAAAUAUUACAUUUUCAUUUAUCCCCAACACACAGGGAGAUUACUGUCCCCCCCUCCCCCUCCCCCCCCCCCUUAGACCGUAUCCAUAUAUAACGUGUAUAUAGACAUGUGCAUAUUCAGAAUUGACUCAGGUGUCCGUUUAAAGUGUAAAUUUACCUCCAUGAUAGAUUAUAAUUCUACGCAGAUCAUGUGUCUACAAGAGUAUAAAAUCUGCAUAUACAGUAUCUAACAGGUGCUUACAUAUAAGAGAGUGUAUUUACAUGCUGGAUGUAUUCAGGUAUCACAAAUGGAGACAAAGCCACCUCCACCGACAGCUUAGGGUACUGUCACACUUGCGUUGUUUGAUUCCGGGAGGUAGUUCCGUUGCCUGAACUGUCUGAUCAGGCAAACUGUAUGCAAA
Bufo gargarizans (Asiatic toad) is the source of this 6672-nucleotide messenger RNA. RefSeq names its product NUMB like endocytic adaptor protein (gene NUMBL). The record is from RefSeq and is a predicted model, not a curated record. Bases 276 to 2075 code for a protein of 599 amino acids. The transcript is spliced from 10 exons. Lineage: Eukaryota; Metazoa; Chordata; Amphibia; Anura; Bufonidae.